Molecule: messenger RNA, 1824 nt
Organism: Papilio polytes (common Mormon)
Lineage: Eukaryota; Metazoa; Arthropoda; Insecta; Lepidoptera; Papilionidae
Product: cytochrome P450 9e2-like
Exons: 11
Coding region: 92-1687 (531 amino acids)
Molecular function (GO): iron ion binding; monooxygenase activity; oxidoreductase activity, acting on paired donors, with incorporation or reduction of molecular oxygen
Source: RefSeq, a predicted model, not a curated record
UCAGUUGUGUCGUCCGCAGCUACCGGAAAGAAACAAUAAUUUUUUUGUUGCUAUAUUUUGAAGUACAUAAGCGAAAUAAAUAAAAAAAACAAUGGCGCUAGUGUUCUUGCUGUCGGCGGUCGCGGUGGCGCUUGCGCUGUACUUGCGGCAUGUGUACUCAAGGUUCAGCAGCUGCGGCGUGAAGAACCUCACCCCGCUCCCGGUCCUGGGCAACAUGGCGCGCAUCGCCACCCGCAUGGAGCAUUUCACGAAAAACAUGCAGAGGAUCUACAACGUCGGCGCUGGAGAUAGAUUUGUAGGAAAAUAUGAAUUUCUUGAUCCUGUGGUGAUGAUAAAGGACAUCGACCUGAUAAAGACAAUAACUGUGAAGGACUUUGAACAUUUUCUGGAUCAUCGCAAUUUUGUUGACGAGAAAAUUGACUCGUGCUUUGGAAGAAACUUGUUUUCAUUGAAGGGUGAAGAAUGGAAGGAGAUGCGAUCGACUCUAAGCCCAGCCUUCACCAGUUCCAAGAUACGCUCGAUGGUGCCGUUCAUGGUCGAAACUGGCGAUAAGAUGAUUAACUCCUUAAGAAUGAAAAUAAAAAAAUCAGGAAAUAAUUCAAUCCACGUAGACUGUAAGGAUUUGACGACUCGCUAUGCUAAUGACGUCAUCGCUACUUGUGCUUUCGGCCUCCAAGUCGACUCUCACUUAGAAGAGAACAAUACUUUUUACAAGAAGGGCAAGGAGGCUGCCACAUUCAACUUUAAGCAACUUCUCAAAUUCUUUACACUAACUUCUUGGCCAAAGAUUUCGAAGGUGUUCCGGAUAACUCUGUUCUCCGAAGAAACAAGAUUUUUCUUCCGGGACUUGGUGCUGAACACAAUUAACGAUCGCGAAACAAAACAAAUCAUCCGGCCUGACAUGAUCCAUCUGUUGAUGGAAGCCAAGAAAGGUAACUUAAGACACGAGGACAGGAGUGGUCAGGAUACGGACGCUGGCUUUGCCACUGUCGAGGAGUCAGCUGUUGGAAGAAAGAACAUCGAUCGCGUGUGGACGGACAAUGACCUGGUGGCGCAAGUGAUCUUGUUCUUCAUCGCGGGCUUCGACACGGUAUCGACGGCUAUGUCUUUCGCGCUGCACGAGCUGGCCGCCAACCCGGAGGUGCAGGAGCGGUUGCACCAAGAGAUAAAGGAGUGCCAUCUCAAAAACAACGGCAAAAUUGACUUCAACUUCAUACAAGAACUGAAGUAUUUGGACAUGGUUGUUUCGGAGGUGUUGAGAUUGUGGCCUCCUGGCGUGACGAUGGACAGACUCUGUGUCAAGGAUUACAAUUUAGGAAAAUGUAAUGAAAAGUCAACGAAAGACUAUGUCGUGCGCAAAGGUGAGUCGAUCAUAAUCCCGACAUGGUCCAUCCACCGCGACCCCGUGUAUUACCCGCGACCUCUCCACUUCGACCCGGAGCGCUUCUCUGAGGAGCGGAAGCAUCUCAUCCAACCCUUCACCUAUAUGCCCUUCGGUCUCGGGCCCAGAAACUGCAUCGGUUCCAGGUUUGCGUUGUGUGAGGUGAAGGUGCUGCUGUACCAGCUGCUACUGAACGUGCAGCUGGCCCCGAGCGAGAAGACCAGCAUUCCAGUGCAGUUGGCCACCGACAAUUUCAAUCUUCGAAUCAAAGGCGGUCACUGGGUAGACCUUAAGCUUAGGGAGUGAAUAACUUCUUUAUAUUAACAAUUUCACCUUAUCUGUAAUAAAUGAUGUUAAGUGUAACUUUAAUUUGAUCAUUAUUAAACUUAUGAACUGUUUUUAGCUAUUGUAAUUGUUUUUGGAAACAAAUGAAGUUAAAUAUA